AGUGGGGGUUAGAGAAGUGCGGCCGUCCGUUUCCUGCUCUGAGCGUGAACAGAACAGAGAAGAGAAACUUCCUUGACAUUACGAGCUCGGCGUUCGGACGGCGCACACGGGGACCUGCUCUUUUUCUCGCCUGAGGUGUGCUGAUUUAGGCCGGACGGGGGAGAGAGACCCAGCGGAACGACCAUGAGCCGAGGCUCCAAAGCGAAGGCCGAGACGGCCCGCAGCUCGCUGCUGAGUCUGCAGGAGAACGAGAAGCUGGAGGACCUGCUGGGCAGAAGGUGUGCUUCCAUGGCGACUGCGGUGGCCCAGCUGCUCAUGGCUCUGCCCCACAGCCCCAACGUGUGGAGCGUGCAGCACACCGGCGUGCUGUGCUUCGUCAAAGACAACCUGCAGCGCUCCUACUUCAUACGGAUGUUCGAUCUGAAGAGAGGGACGCAGGUCUGGGAGCAGGAGCUCUACAACCAAAUAGUCUACUCCUGCCCACAGCCGUUUUUCCACACCUUCGCUGCAGACGACUGCCGGGUCGGGCUGAACUUCGCCGAUCGACAGGAAGCGGAGGCCUUUCAGGUGGCAGUCGAGGAGAAGAUCAACCAGAGGAACAGCCGCCAAGAGAAGAAACAGCGCCCCCUGCAGCACAGCGACAGAGGCACGCUGCCUCCGCUUCCCUCUGACAGGGGAGCAGGCGGCAGCCCCGGGUCCUUCCACAUGGCCACCGUGGACAUCCAGAACCCAGACAUUCAGUCGUCCCGGUACCGGUCCAUGCCGUCGCCCGCUCCUCCUUCGGUUCUGAGCAGCAAAGACAAGAAGAAGGAGAAGAAGAGCAAGAAAAAGGGCCCAAAGCUCUCCAAGGCAGACAUAGGAGCCCCCAGUGGAUUCAAACACGUGUCCCACGUGGGCUGGGAUCCCAACAACCUGGACCCCGACCUGCAGCAGCUGCUCUCCCGCGCGGGCAUCGGCGAAGCGGAGAUGAGGGACGAGCGGACGUCGCAGCUGAUCUACAACGUCAUCGAGCAGUCCGGGGGGAUGGAGGCCGUGAAGAGGGAGGUGCACUGCUCAGCUCCACCGCCGCCCGGCAGACAGGGCCCCCUGCCGCCCCUGCCGGGGUCCGGUCCGUCGGCCCCGACGCCGCCCCCGCCGCGGGGCCGGUCCGGGCCCCUGCCGCCGAUCCCGUCCGCCCAGGCGCAGCGGGGACCCCCGCCCUCGCAGCCGGCGUCCCGCGGAGGCCUGCCGCCGCCCCCUCCUCCGUCGAGCAGGGGCGGCCCCCCGCCGCCGCCGCCCGCGCACUCGCACCCCGCGCCGCCCCCCGUCUCCUCCCACGCCGUGCCUCCCCCGCCUCCGCCCUCCAGCCAGCGCUUCCCACCGCCUCCCGUCCCGUCCACGGCUCCCGCUCCUCCGCCGCCUCCACCCCCGCCACCUCCACCUCCGUCUCAGAUGUCCAACUCCUCAGACUUCCCACCCCCCCCUCCCUCCUUCGGCGGUCCACCCGCACCCGCGCCCGCACCUGCCUCUUGCGGAGGCGGAGACAGCAGAGGAGCUCUGCUGGACCAGAUCCGACUGGGGAAGAAACUCCGAAACGUCACAGAGAACCCUGACCCACCUCCACCUGCAUCUCCAGCGUCCAGUGAAGGCAUCGUUGGGGCUCUGAUGAUGGUCAUGAACAAAAGGAGUAAAGUCAUUCAUUCCUCUGAUGAAAGUGAAGAUGAAGGUGGAGAUGACGAUGACGACGACGACGAAUGGGACGACUGAUCGCUUUUGAGCCAGCGAUUUUAGCCAAAUAUCUUAUUUGUGGAUCUGUUACACACAGCGACGACAGACUAGGACAAAAUAAACAGGAGAAGCGAUUAAAGAGAAUUCUGACACUUUGAUAUAUUUGUUCAAACAUCUCCAGUGUAGGAUUGUUUAGGAUGAAAGCACAUAACACAGCUACUCACAAUGAAGGUGAACGGUGGCUCAGGACACGUCCUGCUCCUUGUGCUUUUUUUUUUUUUUUUUUUUUUUAAAACAUGUAAA
Messenger RNA from Betta splendens (Siamese fighting fish), 2010 nucleotides. RefSeq names its product WASP actin nucleation promoting factor b (gene wasb). Gene Ontology annotation, cellular component: cytoplasm; actin filament. The coding region runs from base 184 to 1746 and encodes 520 amino acids. The transcript has 11 exons. The record is from RefSeq and is a predicted model, not a curated record. Gene Ontology annotation, biological process: actin filament polymerization. Gene Ontology annotation, molecular function: microtubule binding; actin binding. Lineage: Eukaryota; Metazoa; Chordata; Actinopteri; Anabantiformes; Osphronemidae.